AUCUCAAUCUAUGCUUUGUGUUUGCCCAUUUGCCACCUGUUACCUUUUUCUCUCCAAAGAAAAUUUUCUUUCAUUGGGAAUCUAGAAUUUUCUCCCAUCCCAAACACUCAUCUCUCUCUACCCUCUUAACUCUGAGUUCUCUCCCUCUGUAUAAUUUCUCUGAUAGGUUGUGUUUGAAGAUAGUGCGAAUGAUGAGCUCUGAAAUAGAAUGCGGAAACCGUCCAGAUUGUGACAAUCAGCAAAUCACAAACUACACCAAUAAUUCUCAACCUUGUAAGUUGCACGGCGGCAAUAGCACCACUGCCAAUAUGUCAAAAGAAGAAAAAAGAAAUUGGGCUUGGCCCAAGGGCUUGGUUGACAGUGAGCCAGUGCCCAGAACAAGCCAUAAGGAAAUGCGUAUAACUUUGUCCGGUGUAGAAUCAACACUACCAUAUAAGAGUAGAGAUGAAUCCACUGUUCUUCCAUUGAUGAAUAAUGAACACUAUCAUGCCUCUACUUCUCAACCAGAGCUUCUUACCCUUUCAAUGACAACCGAUACGUCUUAUACAUACCACGACCCGUCCUAUGGAGGACUGCCAUCUCCAUUUGAAUUUCAAACAAUGCAUAAUUCAGAUUAUAGUAGAAUGGCACAAGCUAGAAUGGCUUUGCCUUUAGCAAUGGCGGAAGAACCUGUUUACGUGAAUGCGAAGCAGUACCAUGGAAUUCUACGUCGACGACAAUCUCGAGCCAAGGCGGAAGUCGAAAAUAGAAUAUCCAGAUCACAAAGAAAGCCAUAUCUUCACGAAUCCAGACACCUGCACGCCAUGAGAAGGGAAAGGGGAUGCGGAGGGCGUUUCUUGAGCAAAAAGAAGAAGGUAGAAGCUUCGACUUCGUUGGAUGAUGAUGAUGAUGGGGAAGGCAGCAACAUUAGUUUAGGCUCUGAAUCAAUGUGCAAUGGCAGCAACUGUUAUCAAGGGUCCCAACUACAUUUAUCUGCAUAUAUAUGAAUGGUUAGGUGUUCUGGCUUUGGAAAUAACUUGUCCCCCCGUUUCUUCCGCUACUUCGAAGAUUAACACUAAAUUAGUAGGACUCAAAAAUAUAUAUUUUGUAUUUGAUCUUUUUAGUUUAAGAGUUUUUCUUUUUUGUGUGAGUGAUA
Messenger RNA from Cucumis melo (muskmelon), 1135 nucleotides. RefSeq names its product nuclear transcription factor Y subunit A-7-like. Gene Ontology annotation, biological process: regulation of transcription by RNA polymerase II. The record is from RefSeq and is a predicted model, not a curated record. The coding region runs from base 189 to 986 and encodes 265 amino acids. The transcript is spliced from 6 exons. NCBI's taxonomy places the organism in Eukaryota, Viridiplantae, Streptophyta, Magnoliopsida, Cucurbitales, Cucurbitaceae. Gene Ontology annotation, cellular component: CCAAT-binding factor complex. Gene Ontology annotation, molecular function: DNA-binding transcription factor activity, RNA polymerase II-specific; RNA polymerase II cis-regulatory region sequence-specific DNA binding.